Molecule: messenger RNA, 1187 nt
Organism: Antrostomus carolinensis (chuck-will's-widow)
Lineage: Eukaryota; Metazoa; Chordata; Aves; Caprimulgiformes; Caprimulgidae
Product: dual specificity phosphatase 26
Biological process (GO): negative regulation of MAPK cascade; protein dephosphorylation
Cellular component (GO): cytoplasm
Molecular function (GO): protein tyrosine/serine/threonine phosphatase activity; MAP kinase phosphatase activity
Source: RefSeq, a predicted model, not a curated record
AUGUUCAUACAUCAGCCCUUCUACAGCAGCGGCAGCGGCAGCAGGAAGACAUGGCUGACUGGAUCUGACUACAACACUCCCUUCGAGCAGAAAUCACAGCCCUCACAAAGGACCGUGGGUGGCAUCACCAGCAGAACCGAUCUCCAGGCCACUCUCCGGCCUUCACGAACCCACAGGUAUGCCUUGUGGGUCUCGGAAGCUCCAAUGGCUUUCCUGUCCAGGUUCUCCAGGAAUGGCACCAGGUCACCAAGCCGAGGCUCACGGGACGAGCGCAACAACCACCCCAUCCUCAGCGUCUUUGAGCUUGAAAGGUUGCUGUACACGGGAAAGACAGCUUGUAAUCAUGCUGAUGAGGUCUGGCCAGGACUCUACCUGGGCGAUCAAGAUAUAGCAGCCAACCGGCGGGAGCUGGCUCACCUGCACAUCACCCACAUCCUCAACGCCUCGCACAGCAAGUGGAGGGGGGGUGCCGAGUACUACGAGGGCACGGGCAUCCGCUACCUGGGCAUCGAAGCCCAUGACUCACCUUCCUUUGACAUGAGCCCCUACUUUUAUCCUGCAGCUGACUUCAUCCACCAAGCGCUGAAUGAAGGAAGGAUCCUUGUGCACUGUGCUGUCGGGGUGAGCAGGUCAGCCACCUUGGUCCUCGCCUACCUCAUGAUCCGCCACCACAUGCCCCUUGUAGAAGCCAUAAAGACGGUCAAGGACCACCGUGGUAUCAUCCCCAACCGGGGUUUCUUGCGCCAGCUGGUCGCCCUGGACAAUGCCCUGAGGCUGAAGAGGAGUGCGUGAAGGAGGACGAGAGGGGUUGUGCGGUGGGAGCGUUGGGUGUGUGGUGCUCACCUGAGCCUGAUGCCCGCUGAGUGGCAGAGAAAGGGCUUUCCUUGUGGUGCAAACGCUUGGCAGAUGAUGGGUUACAUGCAACUGGCCCCUGGGCUUCCCCCACAGCUAAGGGGGUCCCCAGACACGCGAGCUAUUCCUAGUGGUAAACUGUAGGCCCUCAACCUGCAAUCUUAUCACCUAGGUAGGCCUAACAUAUAGCCUCCUUCCCAACCUGCUCACUCCAAGAUGCCUCCGGAGGGACUCAGCCCCACGUUUCAGGUUGCUCUAUCCCUGUUGUCUCCAGGAAGCCUUCAAGGCUUUGUUCUCUUGGCAGAUGCAUUUGCCAAGCCAGCCCCAUCCCUCCC